AAUUAUAUGUGUCCUGAACAAAAUCACCAGUUACAUCUUGGGCUCACUUGUGCAAGCAUCAUCGGAAACUUCAAAGGAAGUCUUACCUGAGCGUUAAUUGGAUUGAUCACCUGUCCAUGAUAGGCACAUCGUCAAGAAGCAUGUUCCCAUCGCUGCAUAUCAGUGCGUCUGGAUUGUGCGAGAGAGGUUCGGCUCGUCGCCCCUCGGAUCUGGAAGCGAGCUUCCCCCAGCCAGCGAUAAGAGCACCCCAACCGAGCACCAGUGUGUCGGAGACACGACCCAGCCUCACCAACGUGUCGUUGAGCGCUGUAGGCGGUGGCGCUCUUCAACCCUUCCACAAUCUGCCGUUCUGUGGUCCAUCCCUGUCAGGGCCUUCUGGUGCCCUGGCGCUCCCCUCCCCCCUUCUUCACUACCCGUCACUCUACCCAGGACAGGCCGGGGACCUCAAACAUAUCAGUUUCACCCACUAUCAAGCUGUCAACCAGGCGGCCUUUGCGACAGAGAUGUCCAAACUGAAGUCUCCUUUCAUUAACAGGAACUAUCUUGAACUCGCAAUGCUAGUCUGCAAUACCUUCAGAGGGAAGCUGUUUCCUUGCCCGCAUUGUCGAUACGUCACAGACCGACGUAACAACCUAAAGAGACACAUCUCCACGAUGCAUCAAGCUUGUGACAAGGUUCUGGAAUGCUGUGGUGUUCACUUCACCACCAAGGCUUCUCUGCGGGAACACAUAAUGAUCUUCCACCACAACGGUUACUCUUGCCCUUAUUGCGGAAGGCGGUUUUGCCGAAAGGCGCUCCUCAAACGCCACUUGUCGGUACACAGUGGCCAGAAAGACUACACCUGUCCACACUGCGAUUAUGCUACAAGCCACAAGAGCAACUUGGAACGACACAAGAGAAUCCAUGACCGCCUGAGAAUCGGAGACGACGGGGAUAAAUCAGAUGAAUUCAUCGACCCCUGUUCCCCAAGCUACGCUCCCGAUACAACUGGGACACACUGUGAAGACAAAGAUGAUGAUGUAUGCGAGAUCGUUGAUGACGUCAGUGACGACGAUGACCUUGACCUCGAUGAUGACGAGGACAUGGAUGCAUGCUCGACCAUGUGUCCUCCGAUGAACAUUUUUGCAAAACCUAUGGACUUGUCAGAUGUUUCCAAGAUGCAUCCGAAGCCUGAGAUUUCCCAUGCUGCCUCAUCCUCUAAAGUCACUAGCAUUGCAGACAUCGUAAACUUGUCAAUGCCUAGCAAAGCACCGGACAGUUCUCAGGCAGUUUAAUAGGUUAAUAUAAUAUUUCAUUGAAUGAGUUUAAAUGUAGCGAAGCAGUAGACGGUUCUUUAUAACAAAAUACAUGGGAGUUCUAGAUAUGUGCAUAUUAUUAGUCCAGUGCAUGUGCUUCUAUUAAAAACACCCCGCAAUAGCUAUUUUGUAAGACAGAGUGACGAACACCAAAUUUCAGUUGCUGUGACAUGGACUUAAAGAUGCACUUAAUGCUUAUGCACUGAACACUAUGGGCCAGUUUCUCCAACGUAAUGACAAAUUACUAUUGGUACUCAUUAAGAUACGUGAAAUCUGUUAACCAAGUAUUAAGUGCGUGUCAAGGAUACGAAACCAUAGAACAGAAAACAUGUGAUUUAAUUCACUCUGUCAUACAUACGGCUGAGAUGAAAUGACUCCCAGGACUGUAUAGUAUAAGUACGUUAAAAUAUGAAAUGAAAUUAAUGUAUACAGUUUUACAUGUACAUCAAAUGACCGUGUUAAGUUAUUGUAUAUAUGAUAUUUGAUGUUACAAAUUUUAAAGGGUAUUUUGAAACAUAAUCGUAUAGUUUCAUCGAGAGAACAUUCUGGUCGCAGGUUGGUCCUGCAUGAUGAGCUGCACAGUUUUGAUACAUGUAAAAUAUUUUGAUGUACAUAAGUGUUAUUUAUUAGUCUAAGAUAUACAAUUCUCAACUUGUGAGAUUCAUUGUAAAUAUUCAGAACAGUUGUGUAUUGAGAGUAAUAAAGCAUCA
Molecule: messenger RNA, 2005 nt
Organism: Haliotis rufescens (red abalone)
Lineage: Eukaryota; Metazoa; Mollusca; Gastropoda; Lepetellida; Haliotidae
Product: zinc finger protein 271-like
Exons: 2
Coding region: 117-1274 (385 amino acids)
Biological process (GO): regulation of transcription by RNA polymerase II
Molecular function (GO): DNA-binding transcription factor activity; RNA polymerase II cis-regulatory region sequence-specific DNA binding
Source: RefSeq, a predicted model, not a curated record